UUAACUUUGUAGAGUAUGGGAUGCUAAAUCCCCCGGCCCAAUGUCAGGAAAAGAUUUACUAAGUGCCGCCACAGUCGGAAAGUGCUAGAAGAAUUUGAAACAUGAGUAAAGAGAGAGAUGCAGUGAGUGCCUGUUCUUGCCACAAGUGAGUGCAGUGAUAGUAGCAGAAGAGAACAAAGAAGACAAUGGCUUCUCUGUGUGGCCGAGCAACAGUAACAGCAAUACGUCGCACUUUAAUUUUCACCUCCAACUCUAACAUUAAACCUAAUACCUUCUCAAGCACCUCCCUCCCACAAGCUUUUUCCUCACUACUCUUACCCCAUCAAUCCCCACCCAUUUCCGUUUCAAACACCCUCACCGUUCAUCGCCAUUUCUGUUCCACCAAAACCCCCGUCGACACCAAGCUCAACUUCUCCCUCUCCGACUCAGACUCCGAAUCCGACGAACAAAACAACAAUACCCACAAAGAAACCGGCAAAACCAAUAGGGUAGUCCCACCCCCUUACGACCCCUUCAGCAAGAAGCCCGCAAUAGAAGACCCCAAGGACCCAAAGGACUUGCAACAGAUUUUCCAUGACAUGAGGAGCGGCGAUGGGUUGUUCAACCACGCAGUGAAGAUGUUCGACGCAUUGUCCAAAGAGGGUCUGACCCACGAGGCGCUGGAGCUCUUCGGCCAGAUCAAGGACAAGGGUCAGAUGCCCGACGUCGUGGCCCACACCGCCAUCCUCGAGGCCUACGCUAACGCUGCACAGCCAAAAGAGGCUCAUAAGGUUUACAUGCGCAUGCUCGCUUCUGGGGUGUCGCCCAACGCUUACACCUAUGCGGUUCUCAUUACGGCUCUUGCUGCUGAUGCCAAGUUUGUGAAGGACGCUAGUAAGUACCUUUUGGAAAUGAUGGAUAAAGGGAUGAAACCCAAUGCAAAAACUUAUACCUCUGUGUUUGAGGGGCUGCUGAAGGAAGAGAGAAUAGACGAAGCUACACGCUUGCUGGAGCAAAUGAAAGCUAAGGGGUUUGUCCCCGACGAGAAGGCUGUGAGAGAGGUUGUAAGCAAUAGAAGAGGCCCAGUUUUUAGAAAUCUCAUAAACGUUCUUUUUGGCAAAUAAACUUUGUUUGAACAUGUUCGAGUGUGAAAAUGAAGUAUGUUUUUCUGUCUUUGCUUUA
Messenger RNA from Vigna radiata var. radiata (mung bean), 1161 nucleotides. RefSeq names its product pentatricopeptide repeat-containing protein At4g38150-like. Gene Ontology annotation, molecular function: protein binding. Bases 186 to 1103 code for a protein of 305 amino acids. The record is from RefSeq and is a predicted model, not a curated record. NCBI's taxonomy places the organism in Eukaryota, Viridiplantae, Streptophyta, Magnoliopsida, Fabales, Fabaceae. The transcript has a single exon.